GUCAAAGCUUCAAUGUUUAUACAAUAUUACAAUUCCAGGCGUCCAUAGGACAAAAAUAAAACUAACACCGUUGGGGUGUGCACCAUUUUCACAUUUAAAUUUCUCACAAAAGGUGCUAUCAAAUCAAAUAAAUUGCUACAGAAUUUUUGGGAGUGCAGGAGGUGUCGGAAUCGUGCAGAAGACCUUACGGAGGUCAGGGUGUUGGAGUGUGGGCAGGCUUAGCGAUUGGGCUGGUCCAAGCGCGCUCAACGAUGAAAAACAGCGGGGAUAUAUAGCAGGCGGCCGCGGAAGAGGCAGACAUAACGGAAUCACUUUGGACUAUAAACAUUAGCGUUGCAUUUUAAUUCCUGCAGAUCGUGUUAAUUGGGUUAAUUCCUAAGGCAGAGGGUGUGACGCGCACCCACAAAGGACAAGGCGCAGAAAAUGCACUGAGCUCUCCCCAGCCCUCGUCCUGUGGCACCCCCUUGUGAGCAGUAGAAGAUGAGCACCUCGCCCACCCCUAAGGGCACGCCUGUGCAGCAGAGCUCCAACGAUGGGGGCCCUAGUGAUGGGGUCCUUGAGGCCCUUGUGUCUCCACAGCACUCUACACCCGGCUCCUCCGGGCACCAACACAAGAAACGCGUCUCCAGUCUCUUGCAGAGCCCGUCGUUCCGUGAGGAGCUGGAUGUUCUGAUCCAGGAACAGAUGAAGAAGGGAGGCAGCAGCUCCAACCUCUGGGCUCUAAGGCAGCUAGCUGACUACAUGGCCUCUCACGGCUCACCUGCCGCCCUGUCCGCCUCCCCCUCCAGUACAGGCAUGAUGAUGGUGACGCCCAUCAAUGACCUACAUGGCUUGGAGCCCAGCAGCAUGGUGAAGGGAGAGAGGCUGAUGCGCUGUAAACUGGCCAGUGUUCACCGCUUGCUGGACCUCUACGGCUGGGCCCAGCUCAGCCACACCUGCCUCACCCUGCGUGUCAGUAAGGAACAGGAGCACUUCCUGGUUCUGCCCGAUGGCCUGGCCUAUGGUGAGGUCACUGCCUCUAGCCUGGCGAAGGUGAAUAUCCUGGGGGAGGUGGUAGAGAGGGGCAGCACCACCCUGGGGGUAGACCUGGGUUCCUUCAGCCUCCACUCAGCCAUCUACUCCACCCGGCCAGACGUACGCUGUCUGGUGCACCUCCACACCCCUGCCACCGCCGCCGUGUCCGCCAUGAAGUGUGGCCUCCUGCCACUGUCCCAUGAGGCUCUGCUGGUGGGUGAGGUGGCGUAUUAUGACUACAAUGGGCUGAUGGAGAACGAGGAGGACAGGGUGGAGCUCCAGAAGAGCCUCGGGCCCACCUGCAAGGUGCUGUUGCUUCGAAACCAUGGCAUCGUGGCCCUGGGGGAGUCAGUGGAGGAGGCUUUCUACACCAUCUACCACAUCCAGGCUGCCUGUCAGAUCCAGGUGUCAGCAUUGUGCAGCGCUGGAGGAGAGCAGAACCUGAUCAUGUUGGACCGCUCCACCCAUAAACCCAACGCUGCAGGCACCGUGGGCUGGGCCGGAUCCACCUUCGGCCCCCUGACCAAGAGUCGACUCGGGGAGCACGAGUUUGAGGCUCUCAUGAGGACUCUGGACAACCUGGGUUACCGUACCGGCUACGCCUACCGCUUCCCCGUGCUACUGGAGCGUUCACGGACACGGAGGGAGGUGGAGGUCCCCGCCACAGUCCACUCCUUCCAGUUUGAGGAGGAGGGAGUGCACCCAUUACCCCGCCAGCACCCCUACGCCCAGCGGCAGCAGCAGGAGAAGACCCGCUGGCUCAACACCCCCAACUCCUACCUGAGGGUGAACCAAGACCAAGCCAGCCCCGGACACCAGCGCACCACAUGGCUGAAGACAGAGGAGAUGCAACAAGGAGCCAUCAAGAUUGAGAACUCAAAUCAGUUUGUUCCUCUUUUUACCAACCCUCAAGAGGUGCUGGAAACACGAAAUAAGAUCCGGCAGCAGAACCGUCAGGACAUGAAGACAGCAGGACCCCAGUCCCAAGUACUAGCUGGUGUCAUAACGGAUGGUAGUCUACCGGUCCAGAAAAAACUGCAUGUUGCUGUAAAAAAGAGUGUGCUCUCAGUCAACAAUAACAACAAAGUAAAGUCUCCAGACCCGGCAGAACUUGCGAAACCUGAGCCAGAGACCCCCAACCCGUUUAACCAGCUGACAGACAAGGAGCUGGAUGAGUACCGCAAGGAGGUGCAGAGGAAAGCAGAAGGUCAAACAGAUGUAGGGGAGGAGGUGGAGAAUGAGAAGGAGUCUCCCCCAACUACCCCCCCCACCAACAACCCUACCCCCUGCAAUCCCCCACCCUCAGAUGAGACAAAGAAAGACUCCACGGCAGUUCAGAACGGGAAAGGAGAGGAGGAGAAGCAGACCACGGAGGAGCUGGAGAAAGGGAUGAAGGCUUUGUCUACCAAUGACACUUCUACACCCCCCUCCACCACCCCUGCUGCCCCACCCGCUAAACCGCCCAGCAACACCCCUGAGGGAUCCCCCUCCAAGUCCCCCUCGAAGAAGAAAAAGAAGUUCAAGGCCCCCUCAUUCCUAAAGAAGAGCAAGAAGAAAGAGAAAGCUGAAACUUGAGGGGACAUGUAAAAGAUUCUGACACACACCCUCCACUUCUCACUCACACUCAAGACUCCUGUAUGUAUAGCUCAGUCACUCAUCACGUCUAGAAGUAAUUCUAAUUCUAUGUUUUAUUUGGCGAUAUUGUUUCUGUACAACUCUCAAAUGAUCUUGAAACAAUCCACAAUAAUUCAAAAUGAAAUAGAAUCAACAACACCACCUGAAUGAUGCACUCCCUAUUUAUUAUAAGAAGGAAUGCACUUGACACAAUAUGAUUAUAAACCAAUGCUGCAUUGAAGCAUCCUCAUAGGUACCCCCUGGUCUGGUCAUGUUUAUUAGUUUUUAAUAGUCAGAUGAAGGUAACAGGUAUGUACAGUAAUGCGAGCACAGGUGCAGUACAUCUAGAAUUAUGCAGGUAUAAUAAUGUGCUAUUUUUAGCAGAAGUCUUGUUCCAAUUAAACUAACUAUUCAAGUCAUAGACAGCAGGGACAAAUAAGGAAAUAAAUGCUUAAAAAAGAAAGUCCCGAACAUUAAGCUGACAGCUAUAAAUGCCACUAAUACCAAGCAAGGAUAUGAUCUAAGCAUUAUGGAAGAAACUUGUUGCUUGAUGUUGCAAACUGAAGCCAAACUAAAAGGCACUAAACAUUCCACUUUUCACCAAAUGUUUCUUUGAAAUAUGUGUACAAAAUGCCUCUACAGCUGUAAUUAUUUUUAUGAUCAGUAGCUGUUAUCAAAAUGCUGAUGUGUGAUAUUUGUUGGUUUUUAAUGUAUUAUUUCAUAUUAGAAUGUAAAGUGAAAAGUUGCAAGGUUAAAAUGUACCAGUCAUUAAAGAUCAAAGUUGAUUUCAA
Messenger RNA from Coregonus clupeaformis (lake whitefish), 3419 nucleotides. Its product is annotated as beta-adducin. The record is from RefSeq and is a predicted model, not a curated record. Gene Ontology annotation, biological process: barbed-end actin filament capping. The coding region runs from base 481 to 2589 and encodes 702 amino acids. Lineage: Eukaryota; Metazoa; Chordata; Actinopteri; Salmoniformes; Salmonidae. Gene Ontology annotation, molecular function: actin filament binding. The transcript has 16 exons. Gene Ontology annotation, cellular component: postsynaptic density; plasma membrane; cytoskeleton.